AUGAACACCCACUCUCAGUCUGUUAGUCAAUGUAAUAUUUGUGAGAAAACUUUUACCCAGAGUCUGAACAUAGAGAAACACAUGAGAAUACACAGUGGUGAAAAACCUUAUAAAUGUGAUAAAUGUGGUACAAGAUUUAACGACAAACGCAGCUUGCGUAGCCACACACAAAAUCGUAUUUGCGAAAAAUACAUGAAAACCCAUUCUGCUGAUUGUGUAUGUGAUAUUUGUGGUAAAACGUGUAGUAGGAGUUCCAACUUAAAAACACACAUGCGGAUACAUUCUGGUGAAAAACCUUAUAUUUGUGAGAUUUGUAGUAGCAGUUUUAGAUAUGGCAAGACUUAUAGAGCACAUAUGAACACCCACUCUCAGUCUGUUAGUAAAUGUAAUGUUUGUGAGAAAACAUUUUCUAAGAGUCUGAACUUAAAGAAUCACAUGAGAAUACACAGUGGUGAAAAACCUUAUAAAUGUGAUAAAUGUGGUAUAAGAUUUAACCACAAAGACAGCUUGCGUAAUCACACAAAAAUAGUAUUUGCGAAAAACACAUGA
Mytilus trossulus (common blue mussel) is the source of this 549-nucleotide messenger RNA. RefSeq names its product zinc finger protein 235-like. NCBI's taxonomy places the organism in Eukaryota, Metazoa, Mollusca, Bivalvia, Mytilida, Mytilidae. Gene Ontology annotation, molecular function: DNA-binding transcription repressor activity, RNA polymerase II-specific; RNA polymerase II cis-regulatory region sequence-specific DNA binding. Gene Ontology annotation, biological process: regulation of transcription by RNA polymerase II. The record is from RefSeq and is a predicted model, not a curated record. Bases 1 to 549 code for a protein of 182 amino acids. Gene Ontology annotation, cellular component: nucleoplasm. The transcript has a single exon.